AUGGCAGUCAAAUGGACUGGUGGACAUUCGUCCUCUAUAUUGUGCUUGAACGUGAACACGGAAGGGCUGGUGGCUUCAGGCGCGGAGAGAGGCGAGCUCACGCUCUGGGAUGGGGCAGGCGCUCCGGCAGGCCAGCUCCAGCUCCCAAAGUCAGACGACGUGACCUCCGUGGUGUUCUCUCCUCACUGUCCCACCAGGCUGUACACCUCCCACGGCGAAACGAUCAGUUUGCUGGAUGUCCGAGCCCUCAAGGAGCCUGUUGAACGCUUCCACGUGAACGAGGAGGAGAUCAACUGCCUCUCCGUGAACGAGACCGACAGUUUCUUGGCUGCGGCAGAUGACUCGGGGGCAAUAAAGGUUAUGGACUUGGAAAACAAGAAAGUCAGCCGGUCCUUGAGACACUCAAACAUCUGCUCCUCGGUUGUCUUUCGACCUCAGAGGCCUCAGAGCCUUGUUUCCUGUGGACUGGACAUGCAGGUUAUGCUGUGGAACCUGCAGAAAGCUCGCCCUCUGUGGACCACAAACCUGCAGGAGUGCGGGACGGAGGAAGACAGUCCGCAGUCAGCUGGGCAGUUCUUUAACCCGCCGCUCGCACAUUCCCUGUCCGUCGCAUCGUGCGGCAACAUCUUUAGCUGCGGAGCUCAAGACGGUAAAGUCAGAAUAUUCAGAGUCACCGGCGCCAAGUUUGAACGUGAGCUGGAGUUUCAAGGUCACAGCUUGGGGGUGUCACAGGUCCUCUUCAUGCCAGAAGCGUACUGGUUGUUGACUGGAGGGAAUGAUGGGAAAGUCUUGCUCUGGGAUGUCACCAGUGACGUUGGGAAGCAGCAGAAGAGUCCAGCAAAAUCUCUGCAGAGAAGGAAGGCCCAAGCACCUGCUUCCACCAGGAAAGAUGGGAAGCUCAACAAAGUGGCUUCGAAUGAACGUGCUAGAGUUUUACCAAAGCUAACCAUUGAGCAUGGAGAGAAGGUGAACUGGAUCUCGUGCGUGGAGAUCAAAGGCUCCAAGAAAGUGUUAGUUGCUGACCAGAGUAGUUCUGUGUCUGUGUAUCCAUUGCCAGAACCUUAG
This is a messenger RNA of Tauraco erythrolophus (red-crested turaco), 1065 nucleotides long. The record is from RefSeq and is a predicted model, not a curated record. NCBI's taxonomy places the organism in Eukaryota, Metazoa, Chordata, Aves, Musophagiformes, Musophagidae.